AGUCAUUAACUACUUACUUGAAAACCUGUUUUUGGUACGUUUUUUUUUUUUUGGUGGUAAAGUAGCUUUCAAACCCUUUUAAUGAUUACAUGUUUUGAUUAUACCAUUCCACCAAACCUCCUUCAAACAAAUUGAAAGCUCAAACCUUUGUUAGAGUUUCACACCAAAGGAAGAAACCUAAAAUCAACAAUCAUGGACAUGAUGAUGCAGAAGAGGGUUCUCAUACUGCUCAUCAUAUCUCAUCAUCUCCCGGUGAAAAUACCGAAAACAGACGGCAAAGUUCCCGCAGUUAUCGUGUUUGGAGACUCUUCCGUGGACUCGGGGAACAAUAACCAGAUAUCCACGGUUCUAAAGAGCAAUUUCCAUCCUUAUGGCCGGGAUUUCAUCGGUGGUCUGGCCACCGGAAGAUUCUCAAACGGGCGGAUCCCGUCCGAUUUCAUUUCCGAGGCUUUCGGGAUAAAAAAGACGGUUCCCGCGUACCUGGACCCUGCAUAUGACAUUGCAGACUUUGCUACUGGAGUCUGCUUUGCUUCAGCUGGAACUGGCUAUGACAAUGCAACUUCUGAUGUGCUUUCCGUAAUACCACUGUGGAGAGAAUUGGAGUACUACACGGAGUAUCAGAGCAGGUUAAGAAGCUAUCUGGGAGAAGACAAAGCAGAGGAAGUAAUUGAGGAAGCACUUUACCUGAUAAGCUUAGGAACCAAUGACUUCCUUGAGAACUAUUACCCUCUUCCUCGGAGAUCAUCUCAGUAUUCUGUCGAUGAGUACCAGAACUACUUGGCGGGUAUAGCUAGGGAUUUUGUCACGGAGCUUUACAAACUCGGAGCUCGGAAGAUUUCUCUAACCGGGCUCGUUCCAAUGGGAUGCUUGCCCUUGGAAAGAACCACUCGUAUCUUAUACGGAAGCCAAUGUAUCGAAGAAUACAACAAUGUCGCCAGAGAUUUCAACACCAAGUUAGGGUUUAUGGUCACCGAGCUGAACAAGGACCUCAACGGAAUCAAGCUGGUGUUCUCAAAUCCAUACGGGAUCGUCUCUGAAAUCAUAAACAAUCCUGCAUCAUUUGGCUUCCACAAUGUGAAAAGUGCAUGUUGUGGAACAGGAUACUAUGAGAUGAGCUACUUGUGUGACAAGAUGAACCCUUUCACAUGUUCAGACGCAGACAAAUAUGUGUUCUGGGACUCAUUUCACCCGACCGAGAACACAAACGCCAUUGUUGCAAGCCACAUUUUCAAGCACAACCUCUCUCAGUUCCAGUGAUACAAACCGAGUUCAGUGCAGAUACAAGCAGAUAUGUUGGUGUGUCCAUUUUUCAGCGAGAUGAAAGUGUAACAUAGAAAUAAAUCCAUUGGCUAAGCUUCUUCCUUCUA
Molecule: messenger RNA, 1367 nt
Organism: Tarenaya hassleriana
Lineage: Eukaryota; Viridiplantae; Streptophyta; Magnoliopsida; Brassicales; Cleomaceae
Product: GDSL esterase/lipase At4g26790-like
Exons: 3
Coding region: 193-1257 (354 amino acids)
Molecular function (GO): hydrolase activity, acting on ester bonds
Source: RefSeq, a predicted model, not a curated record